CACUAGCGUGAACAAUUCCGCACAGAUAAGCAGGGCUGCCACAAAGGCUACCAAGACAGUGAUGAAAUGAAAAUGGACUAAAGUGCAUCUUUAUUGAGAAGUAAGUGGCCAAGAAGAGGCGGGACUUUUAUUUUGAAAAUAGUCGCAACGGGCUACCUCCUGGCUUGAACUCGAACAGCCAUGGCGCACAUGGAGCCUGUCAAUAACAAACCCGCCGUCUCUCAGUUUUUACAGCAGACAGUUCUGAUUAAACAGGGCGCUGAAGCUCGUGUUUAUCGCGGCAGGUUUUUGGGCAAAUCCACGAUCAUUAAGGAGAGAUUCCCGAAACUGUACCGCCAUCCCACCCUCGAUGAGAAACUGACUCGGCGCAGAACCGCGCAGGAGGUUCGGUCCAUCCUGCGCUGCAGAAAAGCGGGUAUCAACGCGCCAGUCGUCUACUUUGUUGACUACACCACCAACUGCAUUUUCCUCGAGGAGAUCACUGACUCUGUCACUGUGAGGGAGCACAUCGCAUCAGCUCAGGCAUCUGGACAGAGUGUAGAAGCGCUCCAUGGCCUAGCUGACAGGAUCGGUCAGAUCCUGGCCAAGAUGCACGACGAAGAUGUAGUCCACGGAGACCUCACCACCUCCAACAUGCUGCUGGUGAAAGGUGAAGAGGGCAGAGAUGGCAAACUGGUUUUAAUUGACUUUGGCUUGAGUUACAUCUCUGCCUUACCUGAGGACAAAGGAGUUGACAUGUAUGUGUUAGAGAAGGCUUUCCUCAGCACACACCCCAAUACAGAAGCCCUGUUUGAAAGACUUCUGAAGAGCUACACUGCUUCCUCCAAAAAGGCCCCAGCUGUCAUUAAGAAACUGGAUGAAGUUAGACUGAGAGGAAGAAAGCGAUCCAUGGUUGGAUAAGAGGAAACCAUGUGAAUGCACACAUUUAUGGUCCGGGAUGUCAGUAAUACUGUUAUCGUUGAAUUAACACUGAUGACAACUUUGACUUUCUCACGUGUUUGUUUUUGUAAAUAAAGGACUGUUUUUGGAUGUU
Molecule: messenger RNA, 1033 nt
Organism: Colossoma macropomum (tambaqui)
Lineage: Eukaryota; Metazoa; Chordata; Actinopteri; Characiformes; Serrasalmidae
Gene: tp53rk
Product: TP53 regulating kinase
Exons: 2
Coding region: 181-900 (239 amino acids)
Biological process (GO): protein phosphorylation
Cellular component (GO): nucleus; cytosol; EKC/KEOPS complex
Molecular function (GO): protein serine/threonine kinase activity; ATP binding
Source: RefSeq, a predicted model, not a curated record